Molecule: messenger RNA, 459 nt
Organism: Hibiscus syriacus
Lineage: Eukaryota; Viridiplantae; Streptophyta; Magnoliopsida; Malvales; Malvaceae
Product: two-component response regulator 24-like
Exons: 2
Coding region: 1-459 (152 amino acids)
Biological process (GO): phosphorelay signal transduction system
Source: RefSeq, a predicted model, not a curated record
AUGGUGCUAGGAAAUGGUGCAUCGAGUUCAUCGUUGAACAUGAAAUCAGGUGAAGACAAAGUUAAUAGCAACAAGAAUCUGAGUGUGUUGGUUGUCGAUGAUGAUCCACUCAUCCGAAUGCUCCAUGAUAUGCAUCUCAAGAAGUUUGGACUGAAUCCUCAAGUUGUUGAAGAUGGGAAAAAAGCUGUCGAUCUUUUUCGUAUCGGAGCUUCUUUCGAUCUCAUCCUAAUGGAUAAGGAAAUGCCUGUCAUGAAUGGCGUUGAGGCAACUAAGGAGCUGAGAGAUAUGGGGAUAAAUAGCAUGAUCGUUGGUGUAACUUCACGUGGCUUAGAGAUUGAGAUGCAAGAUUUCAUGGAGUCUGGCUUGGAUUUUUGCUUUGAGAAGCCAUUGACUCCUGAUAUGAUCACUUUUCUUCUAAAUGAGCUCAACAAGAAGAACGAUGACGAUAACAACGAUUGA